AUCUAGAAUCAGUAAUCACAGUUUAUUUUCAUUUUCUCUCAUUUUAUCUUUCUCGUUUGACUGGAAUUCAAAAACGUAAUAAACUAUAAACUAAUCUACGACGCCGGUACAACGUGUUCUGUGUUUUUAAUUUUAGGUUUUAGCUCAAACUCAAAGUGAUUGUUUUUCUUUCUAUUAAAAUAGUUAAACAAAAUAAGGCUCAACAAGUGAUGUAGAUUAAAACGUUUCGUUUUUGUUAACGUUGUUGAAAAGUUUUUAUAUCUUAAGAAGAAUUGACUAAUUUUAAUUAUGGAUGCCCUUAAAACUAUGGUUAGAAGUGUACUGACUUCUAGUCCAACAGCAUUAACUGUUGAUAGGCUGUGUAAAGAAUAUAGGGAUAUUUUAGGUGAAAAUAUUCCUUUCCACAAAUAUGGUUAUAAUUCAGUGGAACAUUUUUUAAGGGAUAUUCCAGACACUGUACAGUUAGUUGGUACCGGACGAUUUGCUACAGUCAACUUGGUGUUUUCUGAAAAAUCAGCCCAUAUUGCACAAAUGGUGUCAAAACAAAAAUUAGCCAAAAAGAAAGCACAUCAGCCCUACCAAAGAAGAACAGUAGUAGUUCCACCACAGCGUUCAACGUACAAUGUCGACAGUAUAAGACCGGCUGAAAGGCAAAGAAUGGUAUAUCCACCAAUUAAAUCUUCAUAUCCACCUACACAGAAUAAUUCCAACAGAAAUUCUCAAAUGCAAUAUCCACCAAGCAAACCUUCAUAUACACCUACGCAAAAUAAUUCUAACAGAAAUAACUCUCAAAUGGUUUAUCCACCAAGCAAACCUUCAUAUACACCUACCCAGAAUAAUGGUAACACACAUUCUUCUAAUUACAAACAAACUAUCUAUGGACCUCCUUCACCUUCAACUUCAGGACACUCAACUGCUGGCACAAGUAGUCCAGAACAGAAUGAAUCAAAUGCCAAGCCAUUUGAAUAUAGAAGUAAUAACGUAGAACAGAAGAAAUCAUAUGGCAAACCAUUUGAAUAUAGAAAUAAUAGCGUAGAACAGAAGGAACCGCCUACCAAGCCAUUUGAAUAUAGAAGUAAUAGCGUAGAACAGAAGAAAUCACAUACCGAACCAUUUGAAUAUAGAAAUAAUAGCGUAGAACAGAAGGAAUCACAUGCCAAGCCAUUUGAAAAUAGAAGUAAUAGCGUAGAACAGACGAAAUCACAUACCGAACCAUUUGAAUAUAGAAAUAAUACGAUAGAACAGAAGGAAUCUUCUGUCAAGCCAGUUGAAAAUAGAAAUAAUAGCGUAGAUACUGAUCUUACUCCGAAUGUACAAAAUUUAUCGAUCGCAAAAGGCAGUUUAAGUACGGUUAGAAGAACGAAUAAAAGUUUAUCACAAAGCCAUGUUGGUGCAAUCAAUAAGUAUUUAACUCAAAAUAGUCUGUUUUCACAAGACGCCGAAGGUAAUGUGCCUGCCAACAUAAAAAAUAAUCUCAGGCUAUUAAUACAAGAACAUCCUGAAGGUAUGUGGUGUACAGAACUUCCUAUUUUUUACAGGAAAAAGUUUAACACGGAGUUGAAAUUUUUUGAGUUGGGCUUCAGAAAUCUCAUAGAACUCUGUAUGGAUUUAAAAUCAGUAUUUCAUUGGGCAAGGCCUGGUCAAGGCGAUUUUAGGUUAUAUGACAAGAGUAAACCAUUGCCUGAUAAUGCAGAAAAGAAUUUCACUGUAGCUAGUUAUUCCAAACCAAUAGAAACCAUUAGUAAACCUCAGGUUGACGGUGCCGUGCCUCCCCUUGACUGGGAAGAUGUAUUAGGCUUCUUACCGCAAGAUGUACUUCUACUAGGUGACGAAAUACCUCGGUAUUUUGUGCCUCGCGAGACAACUGAAAACGACAUUUUAGAUGUAGUAGUUUGUGAAAUAUGCGAUGCUUCAAAAUUUUGGGUUAUUGCAGAUAAUGGAAAGCUGGAUAAACUUAUGGAUGAUAUGCAGGAGUUUUAUAACAAAGAUGGAGAUAAAUACAAGAUACCAAAGGCACUUAUACGCAAAGGACUAUAUUGUGUCAGCAUAAUUUUUGGGGAAUAUCACCGAGGUCUAAUUACAGAGGUCAUGAGUAAUGGUAAAAACAGAAUAUUUUACAUCGAUUAUGGCACCAUAAGAAUAGACACUAAUGAGUUAUACUUCCUUCAUGAUCGGUUUUCUGAAUUACCGGCCCAGACACUUAGAUGUAAAUUGACUGGCAUUCAACCCCCUAUCAAAGGAGCGGCAUGGUCUAAUGAAAGUACACUCGAGUUUAAAGCGUUGACAAAAACAGACAAAAAAUAUGUGGCUAAGAUAUCAAGGAUUAAAUGGGAGGAGCAAGUAUUGGAAGUUUUUUUAGCUGAUGUAUCGAGUACACCAGUUUUCUACAUAAAUGAUCGUUUAGUAAAAAAGGGUCAUGCUGUAUACGUUGAUCAAGAGCAGCAGACAAUUAAAGUAGAUUCUUUAAGCAGACAAUUAGUAUCCAAUUUGCAUUUGUUUCCGACUUUCGUGGAACUAGAAUAUGGAUUGGCACCUUCCUACGAAAUGGACAAUUUUUAUGAUCUGAACGUUCCCAUAAAGUUUUGUUAUCCCCAAUAUUUCGAAACGGACUAUAGUAAUGAAGAACGUUCAAUUGAAGAACGUUUCAAGACUUAUGAAAAGGUGGUAUUGAAAACACUAAGAACCCAAAAAUUUCAGUUUUCGAGAAAAGAUAUUGAGUAUUUCGAAGACAAAUCAAUUGAUUACGACUUUUUUGGCGCAUUAAGAGACGAAAUUGAAGAAUUCGCAUUGAAACAAAAACUGGGCAAAAACACCGAAAAAUUAAAUGAUCACAGUGAAGAACAAAAUCAAAAUAAAGAAUUAAGUAUAGAAGAGCAAGAAUUAAAGAUUGAAGGCUUAAAAGAACUUACAGUAAAUCGAAUGCUUUCAGAAGAUAUUCUCAAAGACAUCACUACUAUAGCUACAUAUUCGGACGCAAGUGCAGAAGAGUUGAUGAAGGAAUUAGACGUCAUGUCAGAAUAUACUGAAAGCCAUGCUUCUAUAUACACAGAAGGGAAGGAUCACGAAAUAAAUCAUAGGUACUAUGACUACGAAAAAAAUAGUGAACCUUCUGAUAAUCAAAACCGUCAAGACCUGGUAUUUUCAUCACUCACUAGUGCACAAGCUUCAGAUUACGGUAGUGACGUUUAUCAUGAUUUAUCCGUUGAUAAUAUGAGUCGACAUAACUCUCAAUACCCACCAGUUAAAAAUAGAUUUGAUUACAUUAAGCAGAAAAUAACGUCACUCCAGUUACAACCUGAAGACACGACAAGUGAACCAUACUUCACUGGGGACGAAAUUACUGCCAAAAUCAGUGAAGGUAGUUACACAGAAAAACAGAAAUCUACCAAUCCCUUUUGGAAUUCUGACGAGGAAAACGAGAAUAUUAGCAGGCUACAUCCAACAAAUCCCUUUUUAUAUCAUCUUAAGAACGCAGAAGAACCUUCGCACCAAAGAACACUUGAUGUGUCUACUUCAUUAUCCUCUUACAGUGAAGUUGAAAUCCAAAGACAAUUGAAUGUGGUUAACCGUGCAAAUUCGGUCUUAACGUCUACAAAUAAUCCAAUACAGGGUAACAAUGCAAACAUUUCCACCACUUGCCAAACUAAUAGAAAUUUGAUGGUUAACACUGUAAAUCCUGUCGUAACGACUACAAAUAAUCCAGUAAGGGUUACCAAUACAAAUGUAUCCACUGCUUGCCAAACCAAUAUUGACAAUGGUCGAUCAAGUUUAGAUGUUAACGCUCUUCCAUUUUUCCCUACUUUUAGUUGUACUGUUCCAGUCAAUCCACUUCCUGUCAAUCCAUAUUAUGCAUACAACUUACCUGCAUAUGAUCCCACUGUUUUUUGCAACCCUUAUUAUCAGCGAACGUUGACACCUUCAGUUUUGAUGACACCCUCGUUUACGCCGCAGCCCCAAAUACUCACAAAUUUCAACAAACCUAGAUGUCCUCCUCCUCCGGGUUUUUUACCGAAAUAAAUACAAUGAUUUGGUAGAAUUUUGUGUAAUAAGAUAUCGUCAAUGAUGUAAUCACUGAUAAGUUUAAAGAAAUCAAAUGGAUGUACCUACUAAGGCGGUUCGAUAAGUACUUGCCUUCAAAAGAAAAAGUAGUCUUCUUUUAGCUCGAUGUUCGAUGCUCCACCUUCUUUAACCUGUCUGAAAAAUACGUUUUUUUCAAGGUCUGCAAAGUAGACUUCCGUGGCGGUGAUGAACUCCUCAUUCGGCGAGUGACUUUUUCAAGUUUGGAAACAAAAAGAAGUCUUCUUCUUCAUGUACCAUGUCCUUUCAGAACGUUGGUUACCAUCAUAGCUAUCCUAAUUUUAUUCACUGCCACCCUAAAUAGCAUGCUUGUAUCAACACCAUACCAAUCUCGCAAGUUCUUCAACCAUGAGGUUCUUCUUCGUCCUGAACCGCGUUUGCCUGCUAUUUUUCCUUGCAUAAUAUUUUGUAGCAACCUAUAUUUGGGACCUCUCAUUACAUGUCCUAAGUACUCCAGCUUUCUCUGGUUGAUGCUUUUUAUGAUCUCGGUAGUCUUGCUGAGACGUUCUAGUAUUGAGGAGUUUCGAAUCUUCUCCACCCAGGAAACUUUUAAAAUUCUUCUAUAGCACCACAUUUCAAAAGCCUCAAGGCGAUUUAGAUCGAUUUUAUUCACAGUCCAGGACUCGACACCAUAAAGUAAGACCGAGAACACGUAGCAGCGAAGUAGGCGGAUCCUCAAUGCCAAUUUUAGGUCUCUGUUACAUAACACCUUGGACAUCCUUCUAAAAGCGGCUCUAGCCUGCUCUAUCCUAGAUCUAAUUUCGCCGUGACUUUCUGCGUUAUAAUUUAGUUGCUGUAGAAGGUAAACGAUUUUAUCAACUUACUCAAGUUUUGUAUUAUUUACAUAUAUAGACGGUUUUAUAUGCUGCUGUUUACUUAUUACGAGUAUUUUGGUUUUCCGUAUGUUCAGAUCCAGACCUGCCUCCCUACAACUCUCAACGACACUAUCAAGUAGUGUUUGCAGAUCUUCUUGACUAGAAGCUAGGAGUACUGUAUCGUCCGCAUAUCGCAAACUAUUGAUGACUUCACCGUUCACAAGUAUUCCUUCUCGUUUUUCAGAAAGAGCUUGUCUGAAAAUUCUUUUGGAGUAAACGUUGAAAAGCAGUGGUGACAAGAGGCAUCCCUGCCGUACUCCUCUUUUAAUAUUAAGAGCCUGUGAUUCCACACCAUCUACUAAAACUGAUGUUGUUUGAUUCCAAUAUAAAUUUGCAAUUAUUCGAACAUCUCUGCCAUCCAAGCCUAUGUCUUUUAGAGCUUCGAUCAAUAUAGAGUGCUUAACACGAUCAAAUGCCUUUUGGAAGUCAAUAAAACAACAGUAUAUGUCUACAGAUAUAUCUCGACAUCUUUGAUCAAGUACGUUCAUUCCAAACAAUGCCUCUCUCGUUUCAAACCCGUUACGGAAACCAAACUGUGUCUCAUCCAGGUAUUCCUUGCAUUUAUUGAAGAUACGACCAUGUAUUACCUUCAGAAAAAUUUUCAAUAAAUGGUUUAACAUACUGAUGUUUCUAUAAUCAGCACAGGUUUUUGCUGUUGUCUUCUUAGGUAGAGCUAUAAACAGUGAAUUAGUUAGACCAGCCAUUAGGAAGUUGUCCGCUGGUAUAAAUGGUAUUGAAAAACGAAGUUAUAGCCUCUAAAACAUUGCUAUCAUUUAUAAGCUUGUAUAUUUCAGUUGGAAUUUCAUCAGGACCAGUCGCUCUGCCAUCUUCUGAUGAUUGUAUGGCUUUUAUUACCUCAGAGCGUGUUAUUAGGGGUCCGUCGCAGUUAGUAAUAUCGGGUGGUGAACUACUGCUAUCGCUUUCGAAUAGGUUCGUAACGUAAUUUUCCCAUUCUUUAAGUUUGUCCUCUACUUCAAAUAUUACUUUACCAUGUUCAUCUUGUAGCAAUGCAGUUUGUUUCUUAUUGAAGAUACCAGUCGCUUCUUUCACUUUUUUAUACAUGUUAAACGUGUCAUAUUUGUUUUCAAGUUCUUCAAUGUCUUGACACUGUUUGGCUAUAUGUUGACUCUUUGCUUCUCGUAUUUUACGUCGAAUUUCUUUUUGUAUUUUGUGUUUUUCGCUAAUCGCCGUUGUUCCAUCAAAUCCAAUAUGUCUUCUGUCAUCCAAGCCUGCUUUUUUAACUUUGACCUGCCUUGUAAAUUUCUCACAGAUUUCUUUUACUGUUGUUACGAUUUUAAUUUAAGCCCUCAUCGACAUUCUCACCGAUAUUUUCCCAAAUUAAAUUUUCGUUCAGUUGUCUUUGAACGGAUUCCUUAACUUUCUCGUCUUGUAAUUGGGCUGUAUCGAGACUUCUUUUUGAUCACCUUCUUUAAUUUUAAUUGGGUUACAGCUACUAUGGGAUUGUGAUCAGACCCAAUGUCAGCACCUGGAUAAGUUUUAACUGAUUUGAUGCAGUUUCUAAAUCGAUUUUUUGUUAGAAUGAAGUCGAUUUGGUUCCUAAUAAUUUUGUCCUCUGAUUCUGCAUUUGACUUCCAGGUGUAGAGCCUUCUCGGUGGUAGUUUAAAGUGAGUAUUCGAUAUAAUGAAAUCGUGUUCUUGACAGAACUGAACAAGUCUAUCUCCACGUUCGUUUCUGUUUCUCAAGCCAUAAUCCCCCACAAUUUUCAAAUAGCGUCCUUUGUCGACUUUAGCGUUAAAAUCUCCGAGGACUAUGGUAUUUUCUGCUGCUUUGACAAGAUCUAGAGCAUCAGUUAGAUCUUUGUAAAAUGCUUCUAAUUUGUCUUCAUCACUGGAUGAUGUUGGGUCAUAGGCCUGAAUUACAUUGGUAAUGAACGGCUUUGAACUAAAUUUUACUAGCAUUACUCUGUCAGAUAUGGGGAUAUAAGUUAAUACUGAUUGAGCUAAGUGUUUUGCUACUACGAUUGCAACUCCAUUAUAGUGAUUGGCAUCGGUAUUUCCGGCAUGGUACACUUGAUAUCCAUCUACGUCAAAUACUCCUGAUCCCGGCCACCGCAUUUCACUUAUUCCGAGGAUGCUGAUUUGCAUUCUUUUCAUUUCUUUUAUGGCAUUAUAUAUUUUACCUGACUCAAACAUGCUUCUGACAUGUCAAGGAUUUCGCAUAUUAACGACCUGAGAUACAGAAGUCGCACAGGGCCAAAUCUGGAGAAUACGGUGGAUGGGAUAACAGCUUGUAGCCCAAUUCGACUAAUUUAGCAUUGCAGACGGCGAGGUGUAGUCGGAAUGUUGUCAUGGUGGAAGAAUACUUUUUUCUUUCCCAGUUGGGGCUAUUUUUUCUACAAGUCGGCAUCUAAUCGACCCAAUAACGCGGCAUAGUAAUGACCCUAUGACCGUUUUGCCCUUUUUCAAGAAACUGAUAGAGAUAACACUUUGUGAAAACGGUGGCAUUACCUUUUCGGCCCAUAGGACAGUCUUCGCCUUCUUCGGAGCACGUUCGCGGGGUGACGUCCACUGUAUCGGCUGUUCUUUGGUCUCUGGUGAGUAACGGUGGAUCCAAGUUUCCUCGAUGGUUACGAAGCAACGUAGAAACUCCUUCGGAUUACGCUUAAACAGCCUCAGACACUGAUCUGAAGUGGUCUCAUGGUUUCACUUGUUUGCCUGAGUGCGAAAAAGCGGCACCCAUCGCGCCCGCAUCUUUCUCAUGUCCAAAAUUUGAUGCAGGAUAAUAGUCUAGUCGCAACAUAGUGGGUCCCGUGGGCACUUUUAGUUCAUCGCGAUUUGAUGGUGGUAUUAUAGGUUUUUGGGUCGCUGAAUCUAAUGGAAGUGGUCUGGAAGCCCAAAUGUGGUGCGUUUAAUUGUUAUUAACAAAUUAUGGUAAAAUUAGGUGUUUUUCAGGAAUUAUUAGAAGCCCUGUAAAUAAAUUGAUAGUGUUAAGGUCUUCUCUGGUGUAUUUUUGCUCGCUGAAUCGAAUGCCACUAGUCUCGAUUACUCAAAAUAUGUUCUUAUGUUGUUAAUAACAAAAUAGUUGUUUAUUCACCGAAAAGCUCGAAAUGCUCUAUCUACAGCAAGUUUGUAGUCUUUUUCAUAGUAUUUUUAUACGCUAAGUCGAUUUCCACUAGUCGUGAUAGCUUAAACCACGUUCCGACUUUCUCUUCUUCUUCUUCUUGUAAUAGGACUAUGUCCUGUUUCUUCUGUUACAGUCUUUGCUGCGAUCCGGAGCUCCAACUCUCGUACCAUCGUUUUUUGGGUCUUCCUAUGGGUCGCUUGGUGUUGGGCUUCUAUGUUUUCGCCCAAUGCGCCAUACGUUCAGGGUCCAUCCGAUCUACGUGGUCCCUCCACAUGCGUCGUCGCGCUCUUGUCCAUCUCACUACGUCCUGAACGCCUAGCUCUCUCAAUGUGUCUUCGUUUCGUACUCUAUCUCUGAGUGUGAUACCUCUUAUGGAUCUUAGGGUUUUCAUCUCUGUUGUUCUCAUUAUCUGUUUGGUCUUUGUUGUCUCGGCCCUUGUCUCAGCUGCGUAUGUCAGUACGGGUCUAACACAUGUCUUAUAAAUGCGGACUUUGCUUUCGGUGCUCAUAUAUUUAUUCCGCCAGAUUAUAUCCCUCAGGAAACCAGAUAUUCUCGCUGCGUUCAUUGCCUGCUGUUUUGAUUCUUGCCACAGAUGCCUGUCGCUAGAUAUUUCCACACCUAAGUAUCUGCAAUCCAUUACCUGUUCGAUUAUAUGGUCGUCCACUACUAACUUACAUCUAAUUGGGUUCCUGGAUAUUACCAUCGAUUGGGUUUUCUCUUUGGAUAGUGUCAGGUUAUACUUUUCGGCGGUUAUUUUGAAUUUUUGUAGUAGGCGUUGUAAGUCAUCUUCGUUUUCGGCUAUUAAGAUUGCAUCAUCUGCGUAGCAAAGUAUUCUCAUGGUUCGGUUACCCAUUUUCUAUCCCUGAUUCAUUAUGUUAACACUAUCUAUAACUUCAUCCAUUAUUAAAUUAAAUAGGCAUGGACUGAGGCUGUCCCCUUGUCUAAUGCCUGCAUUGAUUUUGAUUUCUUCCGUGAGCCCGUGUGUGGUUUUAAUUCGUGUUUUGUUGGAUCUAUUGAGCUCUUUGAUUAUGUUUCUAUACCUCUGACCUAUGUUUUUCUUUUCAAGGAUACUGAGCACGUCCUUUAAUCGAUCUCUGUCGAAUGCUUGUUUCAGAUCUACAAAGCAUAUGAACAUGGGCUUGUCGAAUUCUAUUGAUUUCUCAACUAAUUGUCGCAUUAUGAAAAUAGCGUCUAUUGUAGAUCUGUUUGGGCGAAAACCCUGUUGUUCUUCCGAUACACCGGCUUUCUUAUAUAUUUUUUGGGAUAGAAUUUUUGUCAAUAGUUUUGAUGUAGAAUUGAGUAGUGUAAUUCCUCGGUAGUUCGUAGGAUCUGUCUUUACGCCUUUCUUGUAGAUGGGUAUUGUUAUACUCUCUCCAUUCCUCUGGUACUGUCAUGUUGUUUACAAUUUUUUGGAAUGAUGUUGUUGUCUCUUCUAUUAUUUUUGUACCUCCGUAUUUAAUUAAUUCAUUUGGUAUAUUAUCCGGACCUGGUGAUUUCCGACUUUGUUAUUAAUAAAUUAUUGCAAAAAUACCGGUUUAUAGUACGUUCUCACAGUUUUUGCUCUACAUUUUAAAAAACCACUUGGAUUGACAUGCAAUUUGGCAUUUUCGUAGCUAACAUGUCAAACAAAACAAAUGAUAUUGUGCCGAUGUCUGCUCUUACCCUGGGGGUGAGUUUCACCCCUUUUCGGGGUUAAAAAAGAAACCUUUAAAGUGAGUCCGGAAGUGAAUACACUAAUUAAUUCUAAACAACUUUUGCUCUAUACAGUUUGUUCACUAAGUCAAUACUUUUGAAGUUAUUUGUUUUUUUUUUUGUUGAAAAAUGAACAUAUUCACUCGCAAAUAACUCAAAAAGUAUUGACUUAGUGAAAAAACUCUAUAGAAAAAAAGUUGCUUAGAAUUAAUCAGUUUAUCCAAUUCCGGACUUAUUUUAAAGGUUUAAUUUUUCACCCCCGAAACGGGAUGAAACUCACCCCCAUGAUAAAAGCAAACAUCGACACAAUAUCACUUGUUUUGUUUGACAUGUUAGCUACGUGCAUGCCAAAUUUCAUGUCAUUCAAGUGGUUUUUUUAAAUGUAAAGCAAAAACCGUGAGUAAACGUGCUAUAAACCGUUAUUUUUGCAAUAAUUUAUUAAUAACAAAACGGAACGUGGUUUAAGCUAUCAUGACAAUGACAAUCGAUUUAGCGUAUAAAAAUACUAUGAAAAAUACUACAAACUUGCUGUAGAUAACGCAUUUCGAGCUUUGCGGCGAAUAAACAAUUAUUUUGUUAUUAAAAAAAUAAGAACACAUUUUGAGUAAUCGCGACUAGUCGCAUGCGAUUCAGCGAGCAAAAAUACACCAGAGAAGACCUUAACACUAUAAAUUUAUUUACAGGGCUUCUAAUAAUUCCUGAAACACCUAAUUUUACUAUAAUUUGUUAAUAACAAUUAAGCGCACCAUAUUUGGGCUUCCAGACUACUUCCAUUGGAUUCAGCGACCCAAAAAACCUAUAAUACCACCAUCAAAUCGCGGCGAACUAAAAGUGCCCACGGGACCCCCUAUGUUGCGACUAGACUAUAAGACUUACGUGAUCUAAGAUGCCUAUUGUUUCAGCUACCUCGCGAACCUUUAGUCGACCGACGGUCUGCCAAUAGGCGAUCUUGGAUUUUUUUCACGUUAUCCGCCGUGGUAGCCGUUUUCGUGGCACCUGGGCGUGACUUAUCAAAAACCAACGUGCGACCACGUUGAAACUCGAUAAACCAAUUUUUUCGGUCGCCAUCGAAGGAGAAGAGUCACCAUACACAACAUUCAAGUGCUCUUUGAUUUCACUAUGCGGUUUCCCUUCCAAAAACAAUAAUCGAAUCACAGGCCAAUAUCGCUCUUUUUUCCUUUUUCUAAAAUACCCAGACACGCUUACUUUAACACGCGGUCAAAACAAAACUACGAGUUUGAUUCGGCUGAUAUUUUGACAUAGUUUGUCUACAAGAAUGUAUUAUACGAUAGUAGAUUUCUCUUGCGAUAGUGGCGCCAUCGGGCACAAGGUAAGUACUUAUCGGAGCACACACGUAUACAUGUAUUCUUAGUCCAGGGUAAUAAGGAUUUUCUCAGGACACUCAAAUAUCCAGGUAGCUGACUACUUUUUUAGUUAUUGUAGACCUAUAGGAAGAAAACCUACCUGUUUCCUGCCUAGAGUUCGCGUCCGUUUUUUAAUUAUUAACAAUUUAGUGCAAAAAUCGCGAUUUUUUCGAUUUUUUGCACCCUAUUCAACAGCUAAACAAUUGACAUAAAACUACAAAAUUAAAUUUUUUAGAACAUUGAAAA
Messenger RNA from Diabrotica virgifera virgifera (western corn rootworm), 11338 nucleotides. RefSeq lists its product as uncharacterized. Gene Ontology annotation, biological process: spermatogenesis. Bases 289 to 4017 code for a protein of 1242 amino acids. NCBI's taxonomy places the organism in Eukaryota, Metazoa, Arthropoda, Insecta, Coleoptera, Chrysomelidae. The transcript is spliced from 11 exons. The record is from RefSeq and is a predicted model, not a curated record.